AUGAGAAAGCUUCUCUCUACUAUUACCAAUGGAUUCAUACUUCUUCUUGAAGACAUCGACAACCUCAAUAUUGAUUUGAGAUUUGAUAAGGAUAGUGAUGGUGACACUACGGGAAACAAAUGGGGCUUGACAGGAAUAUUAAACGCCAUCGAUGGAGUUUGGUCUUCAUGUAGACAAGAAAUGAUUAUAUCAUAUUCACAACUAACCUCUUACUACAUUGAUCCACGUCUUCUCAGGCCAUGCAUGAUGGAUAUGAAAGUCUUCAUGGGACAUUGUGGGUAUGAGGGUUUCAAAACACUUGCUGAAAACUAUUUGCAGGUAAAGGAUCAUGAUCUCUUCCCAAAGAUAGAGAGUAAACUAACUGAAGGAGUCAAAAUCAAUCCAGCACAAGUGGCAGAGGUGUGUACCAGAAAUCAUGAUGUUGACUCGGUUGUUAAAAGUUUGGUUGAGCUUCUAGAGAAAACAGAAGAUGGGGUGGAAGAUGGGGUCAUCUAUUUGAUCAUUUCGAGCAGAAUUAAAGAUAAAACUGUGUUGGACCAUGAACCAUGA
This is a messenger RNA of Raphanus sativus (radish), 549 nucleotides long. Its product is annotated as AAA-ATPase At5g17760-like. The record is from RefSeq and is a predicted model, not a curated record. Lineage: Eukaryota; Viridiplantae; Streptophyta; Magnoliopsida; Brassicales; Brassicaceae. The coding region runs from base 1 to 549 and encodes 182 amino acids. The transcript has a single exon.